Molecule: messenger RNA, 2071 nt
Organism: Ipomoea nil (Japanese morning glory)
Lineage: Eukaryota; Viridiplantae; Streptophyta; Magnoliopsida; Solanales; Convolvulaceae
Product: CDT1-like protein a, chloroplastic
Exons: 8
Coding region: 121-1761 (546 amino acids)
Biological process (GO): DNA replication preinitiation complex assembly; DNA replication checkpoint signaling; mitotic cell cycle
Cellular component (GO): nucleus
Molecular function (GO): DNA binding; DNA polymerase binding
Source: RefSeq, a predicted model, not a curated record
AACAUUUAUGCCGCGCAACCACCAUUGCACACCUUCCUUCUUCCAUCGCUUGCCCCGAAACCCAGCCUCAAGAACGACAAGAAGAUAAAGAAGCGUUUCUUAACGGAGUGAAUUUUUGUAAUGGACUCCGCCGAGUCGUCGUUGCUCGAAUCGUUUAAGACGAAGAAGGUUCUGCAUUCCAGUUCGAAGCCAAAUCCUUCGCCGGAGAUUAAGUCUCCGGCGGACCGGGAUCCAUGGAGCUCCAAGACCCCUGAGAAGCCGGUCAAUGCUCCUCGCCGGAGUCGAAACGGCAACUCCGCGCUCUCCUUGAAACAAGUCCGACAGGCGGCGCUAAAGCUCCGGAAAUCAGAUCCGGAACGGCCAUCUCAAGCAGAUCCACUUUUGAGCUCCGCCGCCGGGCAGAUUGGUUCCCAGCCUGAAUCUCCGCCUGCAAAGCCUAAGAAGUCCGACGGUCCAGCAAAGCUGCCGGAAAAGUACGAGAUUUUGGGUGAAUUCUUCAAUAGCUUGGAUAGUUCUAUCCGGCUGCUACGAAUGAAGGGAUCAAAGACAACAUUUACAAACAUUAGUCCCAAAAUCGAGUGUUUAACCGACAGGAGGUUUUCUCACAGCCAUCUAGCUCAGUUGAAGUUUAUUUUACCUGAAGCCAUCGAGGUUACGAAGAUCCUCGUCCAUGAUGAACGCACGAGCUGUAUGAAGCCUGAUCUUCGUAUUAAUCUAAAUGCCAGUGCGAUUGGGGACAAUGGAAAGGUGAAAUCUGGGAAUGGGAAUUUGGAGUUGAGGAAAGUUUUCCGGGCUCGACUUUUGGAUUUCUUCAAAUCCCAUCCAGAGGGAGAUGAUAUUCCAGAGGAGGAAUUACCAUAUCCCUUCAAUCAAUCAAAGCCACCGGUGCCUUCUGGUUCGGGUGGUGAGGCGAGAAAUGAAGUUGUGUCUGAGAUUGGUGGCAUUGGCAUUAUCGUCAACCUGUCUAAACCCCCGGCUUCAACCUCCCACCUCUCUCGUUCUUUCGGGAGCUUCUCCCAGCGCUGCAGGGCGGAGGACACCAAGAAAGAACAAACGGUUUCUGUCAAUCUUCCCCCCGAGAGGAAAGCUUCUAAAUCUUGUGUUGAGAAGGAUUUGCGUCUCUCAAAAGUCGAGGAAGGUUCAUUCUUGAGUGGUGAAGGGACACCAACUAAACUCGCAUCCACCCCAGCAAAACCGGUGAGCUCCACACCCGCUCUUCGACCUCCCAAGAGAUGUUAUAUGACUCCAGAAGACGACGAUUCAGCUAAAUCUCCAAACAAACUAGUUAGGCGCCCUUCCAGGGCGGUCAGGCAGAUCUUUGACACUCCAGUGAAGAACGAAGGUAGUGAGACCGAAAGACUUUCAGCUCGUGAUGAUGUAUAUGAUCUCCCCGAGGAUCUCCUGGAAUCAAUAAGAGAAAAGGAAAGGAAAGCGCUCGAGGAAAAAGAUCCCGCCAUCUCACAAGCAAAAUGGAGGAAACAAAUGCUUGCAGGGCUACCGAAACUGUUUGACACAAUUUAUUUCCUGUUUCAAUCGAUCAGACGCUCUGUCAUCACCAAGGAGGAAUUUAUGCACAAGAUCGUUUCAAGCCACCUAGGAACUGUUGAUACUAGAGAAAUCGAAGAGCAACUCAGAUUACUGCAUGAACUAGCGCCAGAAUGGAUCCAUGAAAAGCCAGCAUCAAGUGGCGAUCUCCUCAUAUGUGUUAACAAGAUCCCGGGCCCUGAAUCAAUACGCUUGAGACUUGCAGAUGCAAAGUGAAAUCGGGGAGGAUGAAGUAACAGUUGUAGAUAAUCUUGUUUGAGGCUUAUUAAAUGGGGCUACCAUGGAAGAAGAAGAAGAAGAAGAAGAAUGCAGCCUUGAUGGCUUGCUAACUUAAAUUUUACUUUUUGUUUCAAUAUUUAUUGUAGUGGUAAGCUUAUUGUGAAGUUGAUAGUAGAUCAAGGUUAACUUUGUUGUAAGUAAUUACUUGCCAGCUUUUGUAAUUUUGAAGUUUUUACCCAUUUGGGACAAUGGGUACCAAAUUUGCAAGUUGCAACAUUCUCAAAAUAAAAUACUUUUGGUUGCACAA